Messenger RNA from Linum tenue, 2466 nucleotides. The record is from the annotation of a GenBank genome assembly. Lineage: Eukaryota; Viridiplantae; Streptophyta; Magnoliopsida; Malpighiales; Linaceae.
CUUCUUCUUCUUCUUCUUCUGAUUUGAGGAAACUGAUUCGGGUGUUGAUCUUCGGAGUGCUUCUUGGUUACGCAAUGAUGUGGGUUCUGCUGCCCACCAACACUUACAAACACAAAUGGCUUCCCAAGCUCAAAUCCCGCUUCUCCUCCAACUACUUUGGCAAACAAGGGGUGAUGAUGCUGAUAUUCACGUUCCCGCCACUGCUGGUCGCCGUUCUGAGCUGCGUCUAUCUCCACCUCGCCGCCAAGCUAAAACCUACAGCGAAAAAGAGCGACGACGAGGAGAAAGAGACACGUGUGCUGGCCACGUGGCGGAAGCCCAUGCUGGUGAAAGGCCCAUUGGGGAUCGUGACGGGGAUCGAGCUGGCCUUUCUCGUCAUGUUCGUGGUGCUCCUCUUCUGGUCGCUCUUCACUUACUUCAGCUCCAGCUUCAAGUCCAUCGACGCCACCGAUCCGGCCUUCCUCGGCGGCCUCAAAAAGUGGCAGUUGAAGCUGGACCUGGGUGGGCUGUGGCUUGGGCUGGUGGGGAACAUAUGCCUGACGCUCCUCUUCUUCCCGGUGGCGCGUGGGUCGGCGGUGCUGCAAUUCUUCGGCCUGACGUCGGAAGGGAGCAUUAAGUAUCAUAUUUGGCUCGGACACGCCGUCAUGACGUUCUUCACCGCUCAUGGCAUCUGCUACAUCGUCUACUGGGCUCUCAUGGGCCAGAUGUCUCAGCAGAUGCUGAAAUGGAGCAGAAGCGAGAUAUCCAACGUGGCGGGGGAGAUCUCGCUUCUGGCCGGGCUCGGGCUGUGGGCCACCACAUUCCCCCGCAUAAGGCGGAAGAUGUUCGAGCUCUUCUUCUACACACACUACCUCUACAUCGUCUUCGUCGUCUUCUUCGUCUUCCACGUCGGAUUCACCUACGCCUGCUACAUGCUCCCGGGGUUCUACCUCUUCCUCGUCGACCGCUACCUCCGCUUCCUCCAGUCCCGCCGCCACGUCCGCCUGCUCUCCGCCCGCAUCCUGCCCGCCGCCGGCCAGACCCUGGAGCUCAGCUUCUCCAAGUCCCCGGGGCUGAAGUACAGCCCGACGAGCGUGCUGUUUCUGAACGUGCCGGGGAUAUCGAAGCUGCAGUGGCACCCGUUCACCGUCACAUCCAACAGCAGCCUGGAGACGGACGAGCUGAGCGUUGUGAUCAAAGGGGAAGGGAAGUGGACGAAGAAGCUGUACGAGAUGGUUUCUUCUUCAGCGGCGGCGGAUCAUCACUUUGAUGUGUCUGUUGAAGGUCCUUAUGGCCCUGCUUCCACUGAUUUUCUCAGGCACGAGACACUGGUGAUGAUAAGUGGAGGCAGCGGGAUCGCCCCAUUCAUCUCCAUAAUCCGAGACCUCAUCUUCACAUCCUCCCACCUCCAACUCAAAACCCCACGCCUCAUCCUCAUCUCCUCCUUCAAAACCACCGCCGACCUCGCAAUGCUCCACCUCCUCCUCCCCAUCACCGCCGCCUCCUCCGCCGCCACCGCCAACCUCCGCCUCACCAUCGAAGCCUACAUCACCCGAGAGAAACAGGCGGCGGCAACCUCCCCCUUCCACAACAACAACGUUCGAACCAAGUGGUUCAAGCCUUCCCCGACCCACGCGCCCAUCUCCCCGAUCCUGGGCCCCACCGCCAGCUGGCUCUGGCUCGCCGCCGUCGUCUCCUCCUCCUUCCUCGCGUUCCUCGUCAUCAUCGGGAUCCUCACGGGCUACUACAUCUACCCGGAAGGAAAGAAGUCCGGGGAAUUAGGGUUUCCCAUGGCGUUGACCGCUUUCCUCUACAUGCUCGUGUUGUGCGCGUGUGUAGCUGCGGCGAGCAGCGGUGCGUUCCUCUGGAACAAGAGGAAGAGCGGGAGGGAUCAGACCAUCCAGAUAAGGAACGUGGAAGGCGCCACCCCGACCGCCGGCGGUUCUCCGGUCGGCGGUGGUGCUGUCUAUGAGAUGACGGAGGAGUUGGAGAGUCUUCCUUUGCGGACUAUUGAGGAGGCCACGAACUUGCACUACGGGGUCAGACCUAACUUGAGGAAAUUGUUGGUGGAAUAUUGUACGGAAGGAGGGAGCACGGGGGUGAUGGUGAGCGGGCCGGCGGGGCUGAGGCAUGAGGCUGCUGCGAUAUGUUCGAGCGGAUUGGCCGACGACAGUUUGCAGUUCGAGUCCAUUAGUUUUAGCUGGUGAAAAACGUGCGUAGAAUAGAUACUGAUGAUACAGGCAUUGUCAAAAAGGUUUCAAACUAAAUGGAUGUCUAGCUACUUUUCCUAGCUAGUAAUGUGUGUGAACAAGAGAGCUAUAUAUAGCCACGAGUGGAUGUGAUUUAGUUCAUAAUAACGAGAAUGGAAAUGUGUUUGUAAUACUUUUGUGUGUGUGUUUUUGUCCCCUUACCACACGUUGUGUAUGUUGUACUAUGAAUAAUAAUCAAUGUCGUGUUACACGAUCUGUCCAAAUCCUUCAAUGUCGG